This is a messenger RNA of Triticum turgidum subsp. durum (durum wheat), 381 nucleotides long. The record is from the annotation of a GenBank genome assembly. Lineage: Eukaryota; Viridiplantae; Streptophyta; Magnoliopsida; Poales; Poaceae.
AUGGCGUCCUCUCGCAUCCUUCUCCUAGCCGCGAUCCUCCUGGCCCUGGCUUCUAUCCAAGCGCGCGGCCAGAGCAUGCCGCCUUCACCGGCAAUGGCACCAGCACCGGCCACUCGCGGUGGCAAUUGCACUUUGAAUGGCGCAAUCGCGCUUGGUGUGUGUCUUAAACUUCAACCGGGCAGGACAAGCCCGGCCGACAAGAACCGGUGCUGCCAUCGGAUCCAGGGGAUGCAGAGCCCCGCCGACUGUCUGUGCUUGGGCUUCCAGCUGGGUGGUGGCCUUGUCGGUGGCAUUCCCGAUGGCGUCAAUUCCGUGCUCGGCAUCUGUGGCAUGGCCCGCAUCCCCAACCUAGUUUGCCUGGUGGCCUCUGGAACGGUCUGA